Messenger RNA from Ciona intestinalis (vase tunicate), 999 nucleotides. NCBI's taxonomy places the organism in Eukaryota, Metazoa, Chordata, Ascidiacea, Phlebobranchia, Cionidae. The record is from RefSeq and is a predicted model, not a curated record.
CGGGCGUGUUUUAGUAGGACCCGUAAAAUCUCAAUUUAAAAACUUUCACUCUUCUCGCUGCGGGGGAUUUUUUAGACAUCAAUAUAUGUAUUUUUCCGAUUUAAAGAAGAUUAGUAAAAUGACCACGUUACCAAAGAGCAUUUGUAGAUUGUAUAAUGUUGUCACACAAAGAAUUCAACACAGGUCAGUCCAUCUUGGUCAAGCUGUUGAAAUAAAGAAACGAAAAAUUCGAGUUGGUUCAAAAAACUUUAUGGAAAUUCCAAUAAAAGGAACCAUAGAAUAUGUUUCUCGUCAACUCUCCGAUCCAUUUGUUAAGAUGAGGCAUUUGGAAGGUUACAGGUGUCGAAGCGCUUACAAGUUGAUGGAUAUUGUUGAAAAACAUGAUUUGUUGAAACCUGGAAUGAAAGUUGUUGAUCUUGGAGCAGCACCAGGAUCUUGGUCACAAGUAGCAGCAGAGAGGGUUAUAAACAAAGAUGAUGAUGGUUUGGUAAUCGCCGUUGAUUUACUUAAAUUCCCCCCACUUGAUGGCGUAACACAAAUCACAGGAGAUUUCACCAAAAAGGAAACACAGGAUGAAAUUAAAGCUUUGCUUGGAACGGAAGAAAACAGAUUUGUGGACAUUGUACUUUGUGAUGCUGCUCCAAGUGCUUCUGGAUUUAAAAAUAAAGAUCAUUUAGCGAUAGUUCAAAUUAUAGCAGCUGCAACUAACUUUACAUUAAAGAUGCUUGCCAAUCAUGGGAAUUUUCUUUUCAAGAUUCUAGACGGAACUGAAACAAUGAAAAUUAAAAAGUUUCUGUCAUUACAUUUUAUGAGUGUUGCAUCUUUGAAACCAAAAGCAAGUCGCUCAGAAUCUGCUGAACAUUUUAUCCUUUGUAAAAAUUACAAUAGGCAGGAAAAUAUAUCGUAAAAUUUUUAUUUUUUUUGAAACACCUAUUUAUUGCAACAAUUUUGAAUUCCAACAUUAAAAUGUCAUAAUAAAGCAAUUAAAUUAUUGUUCUG